Molecule: messenger RNA, 339 nt
Organism: Anoplophora glabripennis (Asian longhorned beetle)
Lineage: Eukaryota; Metazoa; Arthropoda; Insecta; Coleoptera; Cerambycidae
Exons: 4
Coding region: 1-255 (84 amino acids)
Source: RefSeq, a predicted model, not a curated record
AUGAAAAUUUGUGUGUUAAUAUUCCUGGCUGUUUUCUUUGGAACUAUUUGGUGUAGCUAUUUACCAAAAAAUAUUAUUUCAGUUAGACAAGGAGAAGGCAUUGGUGGAAUCUGGAAAAGUAACGUAGAAUGGAAAGCACAAUGGGUCAAAGAGUGGCACAUAAGAAAGAUAUAUGUGCCGGUGUGGCGAAAAAUAUGGACGCCUGUGGACGUCAGAGAAUGGAUCCCUAUCCCAAGUCCACCACCGCCACAUUAGACAGAGUUGCUCCAAGUCUCAACAUACUGGGCAGUAUUACUGUAUACAAUUGUACGUUGUAUGCCCUCCUGUCAACUCUGAACA